Aethalodelphis obliquidens (Pacific white-sided dolphin) is the source of this 5030-nucleotide messenger RNA. It is a transcript of the gene UBA7, whose product is annotated as ubiquitin like modifier activating enzyme 7. NCBI's taxonomy places the organism in Eukaryota, Metazoa, Chordata, Mammalia, Artiodactyla, Delphinidae. Gene Ontology annotation, biological process: innate immune response; DNA damage response; ISG15-protein conjugation. The transcript has 24 exons. Gene Ontology annotation, molecular function: ISG15 activating enzyme activity. The coding region runs from base 1913 to 4945 and encodes 1010 amino acids. Gene Ontology annotation, cellular component: cytoplasm. The record is from RefSeq and is a predicted model, not a curated record.
UCUACUUCUAUUUUAAUAAGAGUUAAAAAAAAUCAGGAAUGGAUGUUGAAUUUCAUCAAAUGCCUUUUGGUAUCUAUUUGAAGAUACCACUUACUUAAGAAUCUGGCCCUGGUUUCUGUACCUAGUACGUAUAACACAGCCAAUAAAUGUUCACUGAAUGAAAAAAAAAAACCCACAAUUACCUACUACUUUACACCCUCUAGGAUGGAUAUAAUUUGAAAAAAAAAAAAAAAGGAAAACCAGUUUGGCCAUGAUGUGGAGAUCACUUCUGUACAUUGCUUGUGGAAAAUAGCUUUUUGGUCUGUCAAAAAAUUAAACAUAGAAUUACCAUGUGACCCAGCAAUUCUACUCCUAGACAUAUACCCCAAAGAAUUGAAAACAAGUACUCAAAUACUUGUCCAAGAACAAUCGUAGUAGCACAAUUCAUAAUAUCCAAAAGGCAUAAACAACUCAAAUGUCAACAGGUGACUGGAUAACAAAUUGUGAUAUAUGCCUCUGAUGGAAUAUUAUUCAGCCAUAAAAAGGAAUGAUGUACCGAUACAUGCUACAAUUUGGAUUAACCUCAAAAAGAUUAAGUGAAGGAAAACAGAUACCAAAGGUCACAUUUUGUAUGAUUCCUUUUAUAUAAAAUAUCCAGAAUGGGCAAAUGCCUAGCGACAGAAAGCAUAUAAGUGUUUGCCAGGGGGUGAGAUGUGGGAUGUGGGAUGGGUAGCAAUUAUUUAACAUGGUUGUGGUGUUUUUCAGUGGGUGAUGAAGUCUUGAAACUAGAGAGAGAUUGUGGUUGCACAACAUAGUCAAUACACUAAAUGCCACUACAUUGUAUACUUUAAAAUGGUUAUUUUAAUGUUGUAUGGAUUUUACCUCAAUUUUAAAAAAAGAAUUUAUGAUAGCACCUGGUUUAGCUAUUGUGGACUUUUGUGGGGAGCUGUGGUCCAUCCUCUAAAGAACUGGCCCCAAGUUCCUAAGAAGGCAGAAGGGGACAUCUGUGGGUGAAGGGUACACAGGAUCUCUCCUUUCUAUUUUUGCAGCUUCCUCUGAGUCUAUAAUUAUUUCAAAAUAAAAGUUUAAAUGACAAAUAAGGACACGUGAUCAUGGCUGCCCCAUGCCUCCCACUCUCAGGGCUGGCACUCAGAGACUGAGAACCCUCUUUGAGUCCUGGCACUCAUCAGUGAGAGAUCCUGACAGGCCACCUAGAGCUGCCGACUGUCCUGACCAGGCAGCUGUGGGCAGAGGGGAAUCCCUGAUCCCUGAGGAGAUGGCGCAGGGGCACACAGGUGCUCUCAAAGAUGUUAGGCUCCACCCCAAGUCUGUAGUUUAAACCCUGGAUGUGGGACAACAUAAUCCAUAAGCUCUCACAGCCUCUGGGAUGGGACUGGCUCUGCCCUCUAGGGUCUCUAAGUCUCUGUGUGUGGUUAGGAGACCAGGUGAGUGCUCAGGACAAGGGAGUUCCCACCGGUACUCUGUGGGCAGGAAGCCCAUCCAGGCAGGGGCCCCUGAGGGGGAUAGGGGCCUGAGGUUCAGGACAUCUAGGGAGCUACAGGAGACCGCAUGGAUCCCUCCUAUGGCCCUGCCCCCUCCCUCAAGAGAAAUACCUGCUCUCCCAGAGGGGGAACAGAUCCAGGAAUUCUGUCUUACCUUACCAGUGCCCUAGAGCUGCCAGAACUCUUCCUUGCCUGGCUAGGCUGUGCUGGACAGGCUGGAGGCAGGACCAGGAGCCUGCUCAGUCUAGUUUCACUUUCACUUUUGCUUUCCCCCAGAAAUGACAGAGGAACCAGGAAGAAAGCUGUGACUAGCAGUGUCCUUCACUCCUUAGCCUUAGUGCCUGUUUGCACUGGCUCCUGCUGGCACUACCUGCCACGCAGAGACCCUAUCUGUAAGCGCUGCAGCCUGUUUUCCGGCCCCAGGCCUCAGGAUGGAUGUCUUGGAGACCUCCAAGUUGCUGGAUGAAGAGCUAUACUCGCGGCAGCUGUAUGUGCUGGGCUUGCCAGCCAUGCAGAGGAUUCAGAGAGCCAAGGUGCUACUGUCAGGCCUGCAGGGCGUGGGGGCUGAGGUGGCCAAAAACCUGGUCCUGAUGGGCGUGGGCAGCCUCACUCUUCAUGAUCCCCACCCUACCUGUUGGUCUGACCUGUCUGCCCAGUUCUUCCUCUCAGAGCAGGACUUGGGAAGGAGCAGGGCUGAGGCAUCUCAAGAACUUCUGGCUAAGCUCAAUGGAGCUGUUCAGGUGUGCAUCCACACAGGUGACAUCACCGAGGACCUGCUGCUGGACUUCCAGGUGGUGGUGCUGACUGCCUCGGAGCUACAGGAGCAGCUGAAGGUGGGCACCAUCUGCCAUAAACACGGAGUCUGCUUUUUGGUGGCUGACACCCGAGGCCUCGUGGGGCAGUUGUUCUGUGACUUUGGUGAGGACUUCACUGUGCAGGACCCUACAGAGGCAGAACCCUUGGUGGCUGCCAUCCAGCACAUCUCCCAGGGCUCCCCUGGCAUUCUCACUCUGAGAGAAGAGGCUGAUGCCCACCGCUUCAACAAUGGGGAUUUGGUGACUUUCUCAGGCAUUGAGGGCAUGGUGGAGCUCAACGGCUGUGCUCCUCGGCCUCUCCACGUGCAGAGAGAUGGGACCUUGGAGAUUGGGGACACAACAACUUUCUCUCAUUACUUGCGUGGUGGGGCUGUCACUGAGGUCAAGAGACCCAAGACUGUGAGCCACGAGCCCCUGGACACAGCCCUGUUUCAGCCCCGUGUUGUGGCCCAGAGUCCCCAGGAAGUUCACCGUGCCCACUGCCUGCAUCAGGCCUUCCAUGCACUGCACAAGUUUCAGCAGCUCCAUGGCCGCCCUCCUAAGCCCUGGGAUCCUGUUGAUGCAGAGAUGGUGGUGGACCUAGCCCAGGCCCUGGAAUCACUGAAGGGGACAGAAGGAGAGCCUUUGGAAGAGCAGCUGGAUAAGGCUCUGGUGCGGAGAGUUGCCCUGAGCAGUGCUGGUGGCUUGAGCCCCAUGGCAGCUGUGCUGGGUGCAGUGGCUGCUCAGGAAGUGCUGAAGGCAGUCUCCAAGAAGUUUAUGCCCCUGGACCAGUGGCUGUACUUUGAUGCCCUUGAUUGCCUUCCAGAAGAUGAGGAGCCCUUUCCCAAUCCUGAGGACUAUGCACCGAGAGACUGCCGCUAUGACGGGCAAAUUGCAGUGUUUGGGGCUGGUUUUCAGGAGAAGCUGAGCCACCAGCGCUACCUCCUGGUGGGUGCUGGCGCUAUCGGCUGUGAGCUGCUCAAAGGCUUUGCCCUAGUGGGCCUGGGUGCUGGCGGCAGUGGGGGCGUGACUGUUGCUGACAUGGACCAUGUGGAGCGCUCCAACCUCAGCCGGCAGUUUCUCUUCAGGCCUCAGGACUUUGGUAGGCCAAAGGCGGAGGUGGCUGCAGAGGCCGCUCGCCGCCUGAACUCAGACUUGCAGGUGACCCCGCUCACCUACCAGCUGGAUCUUACUACAGAGCACAUCUAUGGGGACAACUUCUUCUCCAGUGUGGAUGGCGUGGCUGCUGCCCUGGACAGUUUCCAGGCCCGGCGCUAUGUGGCUGCUCGCUGCACCCACUAUCUGAAGCCACUACUGGAGGCGGGCACAAAGGGCACCUUGGGCAGUGCUUGUGUGUUCAUACCACACGUGACUGAGGACUACAGAGCCCCCGCCUCCGCUGCAGCUUCUGAGGAUGCCUCCUACCCUGUCUGCACCGUGCGGCACUUCCCCAGCACAACCGAGCACACCUUGCAGUGGGCCCGGGAUGAGUUUGAAGGACUUUUCCAUCUGUCUGCCGAGACCGUCAACUGCCACCAACAGGCACUCACGUCUCUGGCACACUUGGAUGAGUCACAGGUGCUGACCGUGCAGCAGGUGGUGCUGGGUGUCCUGAGACAGCGUCCACAGACCUGGCGAGACUGCGUGCUUUGGGCCCUUGGCCAGUGGCAACUCUGCUUCCAUUAUGGCAUCACACAGCUGCUGAGCCGCUUCCCACCCGACAAAGUGCUAGAGAAUGGAACUCGUUUCUGGUCGGGUCCCAAACAGUGUCCCCGGCCCUUGGAGUUUGACGCCAGCCAAGACACGCAUCUCCUCUACGUGCUGGCGGCUGCCAACCUGUAUGCCCAGAUGCAUGGGCUGCCUGGCUCACGGGACCAGACUGUGCUCAGGCGACUGCUGAAGUUGCUGCCAUUGCCUGACCCCCAGGACUUAGCCCCCAUUUUUUCUAGUGACCUGAAGCUGGCUUCGGCUUAUGCUGAGUUUGGCCCUGAGCAGUCGAAGCAACUGCAUGAAGCCCUGGAAAUCUGGACUGUGGGCCCUCCCCUGGAACCCUUGACAUUUGAGAAGGACAAUGAUUUCCAUGUGGAUUUUGUGGCGGCAGCGGCGAGCCUGCGAGCUCAGAAUUAUGGGAUCCCACCAGCCGACCGCACCAAGACCAAGCGAAUUGUGGGCCAGAUUACCCCAGCCAUUGCCACUACUACGGCAGCUGUGGCUGGCCUGGUGGGCCUGGAGCUGUAUAAGGUGGUGGGCAGCCCACGGCCCCGCAGUGCCUUUCGCCACAGCUACCUGAACCUGGCUGAAAACUACUUUAGCCGCUGGGUACCUCACGCCCCAGCCAUCCAGAAGUUCCAUCACUGGAAGUGGACCUGUUGGGACCGCCUGGAAGUGCCUGCUGGGCAGCCCGAGAGGACCCUGGAGUCACUGCUGGCCCAUGUCCAGAAACUAAAUGGGCUGAGGGUGAGGAUGCUGCUGCACGGGAAGGCCCUACUCUACUCGGCAGGAUGGUCUCCUGAAAAGCAGGACCAGCACCUGUCCCGCAGGGUGACGGAUCUGGUGCUGGAGGUGACACGCCAGGUGCCUAAGCCUGGGCAGCGGGUGCUGGUAUUGGAGCUCAGCUAUGAGGGUGAGAAGGAGGACGUUACCUUCCCACCCUUGCACUACAAGCUGUGACAAGGCAGCAGCCCCACCACCCAGUUCUGUUGAGCCAUGCAUCCCAAGCCUACAGUAGGCGCUUAAUAAAUGCUUGUUGAAGGAA